Molecule: messenger RNA, 2614 nt
Organism: Solanum lycopersicum (tomato)
Lineage: Eukaryota; Viridiplantae; Streptophyta; Magnoliopsida; Solanales; Solanaceae
Source: RefSeq, a predicted model, not a curated record
UGUAAUGUGUUAUAUAUGUAAGUGGUGGGGACUUAAGAAUGUGAACUAUUGAUAGUUUCUGGCGUUCACUUGUGUGACACAAUCAAAAUUGUUGAAUAGACACACAAAGCAAACGUUUCUUGAUUUCUUCUCUACCAACUUGAUUAGUUUUGAUCAUUUUUAGUGCAGAAAUGGGUUGUGUAAAAAUUGUGUUUUUUAUGCUAUAUACCUUUCUCUGUCAACUUGCUUUGUCGUCAUCCUCACCUCAUUUGUGCCCGAAAGAUCAAGCUCUUUCUCUGCUACAAUUCAAGAACAUGUUUACCAUUAAUCCUGAUGCUUCUGAUUAUUGUGAUUCUUCUCAUCCAAGAACUCUUUUCUGGAACAAAAGCACAGAUUGUUGCUCAUGGGAUGGAGUUCAUUGUGACAAGAUGACAGGACAAGUGAUUGAGCUUGAUCUCCAUUGCAGCCACCUUCAAGGCAAGUUUCAUUCAAACAGUAGCCUCUUUCAACUCUCCAAUCUCAAAAGACUUGAUUUUUCUUAUAAUGAUUUCACUGGAUCGCCCAUUUCACCUAAAUUUGGCACAGAGUUACAUGGGAUAUUGCCCGAAAGAUUCUUCCACCUCACCGACUUAGAAUCCCUUGAUUUAUCAUUCAAUCCCCAGCUCACAGUUAGGUUUCCCACAACCAAAUGGAAUAGCAGUGCAUCACUCAUCAAGUUAUAUCUCUAUAAUGUGAAUUUUACUGGUACGUUACCUGAAUCGUUUAGCUAUCUAACUGCACUUCAUAAGCUGGACAUGGGUUAUACUAAUCUGUCAGGGCCCAUUCCUAAACCUCUAUGGAAUCUCACCAGCAUAGAGAUUUUGUACCUUGAUUAUAACCAUCUUGAAGGACCAAUUUCCCACUCCACGAUAUUUGAAAAACUCAAGAGGUUAUCACUUAGAAAUAACAACUUGGAUGGCGGACUUGAGUUCUUAUCCUUUAACACCCAACUUGAAUGGAUAGAUUUAUCAUCCAAUUCCCUAACUGGUCCAAAUCCAUCCAACGUAAGCGGACUUCAAAACCUAGAAUGGCUCUACUUGUCAUCAAACAACUUGAAUGGGAGUAUACCUUCCUGGAUAUUCUCCCUUCCUUCAUUGAUAGAGUUAGACUUGAGCAAUAACACUUUCAGUGGAAAAAUUCAAGACUUCAAGUCCAAAACAUUAAGUGUCGUUUCUCUACGACAAAAUCAGCUGGAAGGUCCUAUUCCGAAUUCACUCCUAAACCAGAGCCUAUUUUAUCUUGUCCUUUCACACAAUAAUAUCAGUGGACAUAUUUCUUCAUCUAUCUGCAAUCUGAAAAAAAUGAUAUUGUUAGACUUGGGAAGUAACAAUUUGGAGGGAACGAUCCCACAAUGUGUGGGUGAGAUGAAAGAAAACCUUUGGAGUUUGGAUUUGAGCAACAACAGACUUAGUGGGACAAUCAAUACAACUUUUAGUAUUGGAAACUCUUUAAGGGUCAUUAGCUUGCACGGGAAUAAGCUAACCGGGAAAGUCCCACGAUCUUUGAUCAAUUGCAAGUAUUUGACACUACUUGAUCUAGGUAACAAUCAGUUGAAUGACACAUUUCCAAACUGGUUGGGAAACCUAUCUCAAUUGAAGAUUUUAAACUUGAGAUCAAAUAAGUUGCAUGGUCCCAUCAAAUCUUCAGGGAAUACAAACUUGUUUACGCGUCUUCAAAUUCUUGAUCUAUCAUCUAAUGGAUUUAGUGGGAAUUUACCCGAAAGUAUUUUGGGGAAUUUGCAAGCCAUGAAAAAAAUUGAUGAGAGUACAAGAACACCAGAGUAUAUUUCUGAUAUUUAUUACAAUUAUUUGACGACAAUUACUACAAAGGGACAAGAUUAUGAUUCUGUUAGAAUUUUUACUUCUAACAUGAUUAUCAAUCUCUCAAAGAACAGAUUUGAAGGUCGUAUUCCAAGCACUAUUGGAGAUCUUGUUGGACUUCGUACGUUGAAUUUGUCUCAUAAUGUCUUGGAAGGUCAUAUACCGGCAUCAUUUCAAAAUUUAUCAGUACUCGAAUCAUUGGAUCUCUCAUCUAACAAAAUCAGCGGAGCAAUUCCGCAGCAGCUUGCAUCCCUCACAUUCCUUGAAGUCUUAAAUCUCUCUCACAAUCAUCUUGUUGGAUGCAUCCCCAAAGGAAAACAAUUUGAUUCGUUCGGGAACAGUUCAUACCAAGGGAAUGAUGGGUUACGCGGAUUUCCACUCUCAAAACAUUGUGGUGGUGAUGAUCAAGUGACAACUCCAGCUGAGCUAGAUCAAGAAGAGGAGGAAGAAGAUUCACCAAUGAUCAGUUGGCAGGGGGUUCUCGUGGGUUACGGUUGUGGACUUGUUAUUGGACUAUCCGUAAUAUACAUAAUGUGGUCAACUCAAUAUCCAGCAUGGUUUUCGAGGAUGGAUUUAAAGUUGGAACACAUGAUUACUACGAGAAUGAAAAAGCACAAGAAAAGAUAUUAGUGAGUAGCUAUACCUCCAGGAUUCAUGUCGACAAAGUUUCUGAAGAUGCAGAUAAAAUCCUUUAUCUUUCAUAGUCUGUGAUGUUUUCGUAAUGUAUUUGUUAUCCUAUGAAUAAAAACAUGACUUUUCUUCCUUUCAGACUCAAA